AUGCUUUUCCAGACCAUCACCAUCUUCUCCCUGGCGGCUCUCUCUGCUGCUUUGCCCCACACCAAGCGCGCCCUAAAGGCCCGCCAGAGCGGUCCGGUGCUCGCUGACACGACCUACGAUGCCAUCUCCAUCUCCGGCGGCAAGGCCGGAAAUGCUGAGCAAGAAGCCCUGGCUGCAUUCUCCGGGCUCGAUCUAACCGACAUGGCCAACAUCGACCCAGCAGACAUCGCCUUCCUAGGCGCCGUCAACGACGUAGCCAACGACGCCGAGACAGAAGCAUUCAACCCAGCGAUCGAAGCCGCCACAGGAGCAGACGGCGACGCAAUUUCUGCUGGCAAGAUCAAGAACAAGGUCCUCAAACUCAUGGCGACUAAGCUUGAGCUUAUGGCCAAGCAAGCUCAGGGUGAAGAUGUGGCUGCGAAGCUGGCCACGGAGCUCAAGAAGCUCAACAAUAAUAUUUCUAUUGAUAAGGCGAGUGCGGGAAGUGCGAGCACUGCGCUGCCGUUCACUGCUUCGAUUUCUGGCGGGAGUAAGGCGAGCAGCAAGACCAAAAGCAAAGCCGCGGUGGUGAACACGGCAGCAGAUGAGGACGAGGAGGACGCGGAGGACGACGCUGAGGAGGAUGAGGAUGAGGAUUAG
This is a messenger RNA of Dothidotthia symphoricarpi CBS 119687, 639 nucleotides long. RefSeq lists its product as uncharacterized. Bases 1 to 639 code for a protein of 212 amino acids. The record is from RefSeq and is a predicted model, not a curated record. The transcript is spliced from 2 exons. NCBI's taxonomy places the organism in Eukaryota, Fungi, Ascomycota, Dothideomycetes, Pleosporales, Dothidotthiaceae.